UUUUAAUUUGUCUGAUUGAUAUAGUUUAGCAAAAAUGUCUCCAUAUAUAACUCAACAAAGUGAAGAUGAACUUGGUGCGAAAUAUGACAGAUGUAUUAGCGAUACCCUACUAAAAACUGCAUCGGGAAUUGGAAUUGGUGUUUUUUUUUCACUUGCAUUAUUUCAACGUAAAAUAUGGCCUGUUGCAUUUGGCAGUGGAAUGGGUCUUGGAAUGGCGUUUUCGAAUUGUCAACAAGAAUUCAGAAGCAUAUAUCCAGUCUCAAAUAGUACAAAGAAACUGUCAGAACAAUUAAAUACAACAUCAAGUGAACAAAAUACGAACUAAGUGAACACUGACAAAAUAAAUUAUGAAAAAAAAACAAUGAAAAAUACUGUUUUGUAAUCAACACUUCUGUUUUUGUCAAUGAAGUAAUGUUAAUCUUGUAAAAUGAAAUAGUGUCAUUGUACAUGGUCGGUUGUAGCUUAUUAACUUUUAAAAAGAAAGUACAAGGAACAAAGUAUUUUUUUGUA
Molecule: messenger RNA, 510 nt
Organism: Hydractinia symbiolongicarpus
Lineage: Eukaryota; Metazoa; Cnidaria; Hydrozoa; Anthoathecata; Hydractiniidae
Product: MICOS complex subunit MIC10-like
Exons: 1
Coding region: 35-325 (96 amino acids)
Cellular component (GO): mitochondrion; mitochondrial inner membrane; MICOS complex
Source: RefSeq, a predicted model, not a curated record